Arachis stenosperma is the source of this 462-nucleotide messenger RNA. Its product is annotated as extensin-like. The record is from RefSeq and is a predicted model, not a curated record. NCBI's taxonomy places the organism in Eukaryota, Viridiplantae, Streptophyta, Magnoliopsida, Fabales, Fabaceae. Bases 1 to 462 code for a protein of 153 amino acids. The transcript has a single exon.
AUGUCAGUUAUCAAAUUCACAACAGCAGUGCUCCACACCCCACCUACCCUCACCGCCACCCCCAUCCCCACUCUCCAACCCCCACCGCGAAACCCAGCCACCCCUACCUUCAACGCCACCCCCCAUCCCCAGUCCCCCACCCCACCAGUCCCAUCCCAACCCACGCUGCCACCCCCAGCCCCAACUGCACACCUCCCGGCCCUACUCCGCACCUUCACUGCUACCACCGCAAUCCACGACACCCACACCACUCACACCUCCACCCCUACCCCACCCCCACCACUGAAGCCGCCACACCCAGCCCCAGCUCUACAUGUUUCCACCCCCACUUUGCACCUUCACCGCACGCCCGCAAUCCACGACACCUACAGCACUCACACCUCCACCCACGGCACCCGCACCUCCACCUCCACCUCCACCCCGCUCCCUCACCACCAACCUGGCAAUCCAUGGCACCACUAG